Chelonia mydas (Green sea turtle) is the source of this 993-nucleotide messenger RNA. RefSeq names its product olfactory receptor 14A16-like. Bases 34 to 993 code for a protein of 319 amino acids. Gene Ontology annotation, biological process: G protein-coupled receptor signaling pathway. Gene Ontology annotation, molecular function: olfactory receptor activity; odorant binding; G protein-coupled receptor activity. NCBI's taxonomy places the organism in Eukaryota, Metazoa, Chordata, Testudines, Cheloniidae. The record is from RefSeq and is a predicted model, not a curated record. The transcript has a single exon. Gene Ontology annotation, cellular component: membrane.
CUGCAGCCAUCAAACAGUGUACUGAGGAAGAAAAUGUCCAACCAAACCACCAUGACCGAAUUCCUUCUCCUGGGAUUCUCUGAUGUUCCAGAACUGCAGAUUUUAUGCUUUGUGGUGUUUCUAGUGCUUUACCUGAUAUCCCUACUGGGGAACCUUCUCAUCAUCACAGCCAUAGCCCUUGACCGCCACCUUCACACCCCCAUGUACUUCUUCCUGAUGAAUCUGUCCAUUCUAGACCUUGGCUCCAUUUCUGCCACCAUCCCCAAAUCCAUGGCUAACUCCCUCAUGACCACAAGAUCGAUUUCUUAUUCUGGAUGUGUUGCCCAAGUCUUUUUCGUCGUCUUCUUCACUUCAGCAGAUUUUGCCAUACUGACCAUCAUGGCGUACGACCGAUACAUUGCCAUCUGCCAACCACUGCACUAUGAGACAGUGAUGAACAGAAGAGCUUGUGUCCAAAUGGCAGCCAGUGCCUGGAUCAGUGUUCUUCUCUACUCUGCAGUGCACACUGGAAACACCUUUGCAAAAUCCUUCUGUGGAGGCAACAUGGUGGAUCAGUUCUUCUGUGAAGUCCCGCAGCUACUCAAGCUCGCUUGCUCUGAUUCAGACCUCAGUGAAGUUGGGUUUCUUAUCUUUAGUGUGUGCUUAGCCUCAAGCUGCUUUAUUUUCAUAAUUGUGUCGUAUGUUCAGAUCUUCACCACAGUGCUGAGAAUCCCCUCUGAGCAGGGCAGGCAUAAAGCCUUCUCCACCUGCCUCCCUCACCUCAUUGUGGUCUCCUUGUUUAUUUCCACGGGGACCUUUACCUACUUGAAACCCACCUCCAGCUCUACCUCAGGUCUGGAUCUCGUGAUGGCUGUUCUCUAUUCUGUGUUGCCACCAAUGAUGAAUCCAAUCUUCUACGGCGUGAGGAACAAGGCGCUCAAAGGUGCACUGAAUAAACUGAUAGUUUGGAGGUUAUUCUCUAAGAAUAAAAUGUCCUUAUUUCUCCAUCAGUAA